Molecule: messenger RNA, 18171 nt
Organism: Penicillium cinerascens
Lineage: Eukaryota; Fungi; Ascomycota; Eurotiomycetes; Eurotiales; Aspergillaceae
Gene: nrps1
Exons: 8
Coding region: 1-18171 (6056 amino acids)
Molecular function (GO): catalytic activity; phosphopantetheine binding
Source: RefSeq, a predicted model, not a curated record
AUGGCCCAAUCCUCCCACUGUUACCUUCCUCGCUUCGCCACUGCGGUCGACGGGCACAAACGCCCGGUUUCGAUGAAGACGAGACCGACUCCUUCUCAACAUGCGCAGUUAUUAACCGCAUGGCACGAAGGGAGACUCGAAUCUGCCCUGCGGGCCACCUGGGCCUUGGUCCUGCACUAUUAUGUCCGUUCCGAGGAUAUCUGCUUCGGCUACCAACACAUCGACGGCGACUCCAUUUCCUCUCGACAGCCUGUACAGCGUUCGAGCGUCGCCAACUUGUCCAUCGUCCGACUAGCGGUCGACGAGAACGACUCCAUCAAGGCAAUUGUAGAUAAAGUGUACCGCGAUGGAGAACCACAGCACGGUGAAAGGGUGGAGCACACCGAGGGAUACUUGCCCUUCAACACCAUCUUGAUGCUGCGCACAUACCGCAAGGCGAACGACCCGCCUUCUUCCUCCUCUCAACCAAUCCUCGCAUCCGCACUCCCAGACCAGUGCCAAGUUCGUCUUCAUGUCAAGGUGUUGCGCCGGGACAUCAAUGUCUUCCUCGAAUGGCGAAACGGCGACAUGUCUGGGGAGCAGAUGAAGAGUGUUGCCCACAUCUUUGAGCAAAUGCUUGCCAAAGUGCUUUCUCCAGAGAACACCGCUAUUAGCCAGCUUAAUUUGUUUUCGGAGAAUGACUGGCAACGCAUCUGCAAGUGGAAUAACCACGUCCCUCAGCUUUACGAUCGCUGCAUCCACGACGCUAUCCGCGAUAACGCCCUGAAUGGCCCCGAUAGGGAGGCCGUAUGCGCCUGGGAUGGUAACUUGACGUAUCGUGAGCUGGAUGAGUCGGCUGCGAAGCUUGCAUGCCAUCUGCGUAUGCAGGGUGUGGGCCCCGAAGUGCGAGUGGCAUUGUGCUUCGAUAAGUCGAAAUGGAACAUUGUCGCAAUGCUUGGUGUGAUGAAGGCUGGGGGAGCUUUCGUCCCAUUGGAUCCAACACACCCAACUUCGCGUUUGCAACGUUUAAUCGAGUCGGUCAAGGCGCAGGUCGUGUUAUGUUCGCAGACUCGCGCAGAGGCCCUCCGGCCCAUUGUAAAGACAUUAAUUCCUCUCUGCGCCGAUACUCUGGAACGACUGUCGGACCCCGCCGAGGGUGUCGACCUUGUAUCGGGUGUCACUAGCCAGAAUGCGGCAUAUGUUCUGUUCACCUCCGGCUCCACGGGUGAGCCCAAGGGCACCCUUUUGGAACACCGCGCAUUCCUGUCGAGCUCGAUGGUUCAUGGACCUGGGCUGACUGUUUUCCGGGACUCUCGAUGUCUGCAGUUUGCAGCUCACACGUUCGAUGCAAGUUUGGCAGAGUCACUGACACCUUUGAUUCACGGUGCCUGCGUCUGCAUUCCAAGCGAGGAGGCCCGCUUAAAUGACAUUGUUCGCGCGAUUAACGACAUGCGGGUGACCCAAGCAUGCUUUACCCCGUCAUUCAUCGGCUUUAUUGACAUCGACAGCGUGCCAGGGCUCAAGAGUCUCGUCCUGGCUGGAGAGGCAAUGUCGCAGUCACAACUGGAAACCUGGUCCAGAAUCCAACUGGUCAAUGGCUACGGGCCUACCGAGGCCAGUGUUGCGUCUGUGCUUAACUCCAAUGUCACACCGAACACCGACUGCAAGGACAUCGGUCUGCCAAUCGGUGUCAGAGCAUGGCUGGUGAAUCCUGAAAACCACGACGAGCUUGUCCCCGUCGGCUGCCCUGGAGAACUUCUACUGGAAGGCCCGUCUCUCGCUCGAUGCUACGUCAACAAUCCCCAGAAGACUAAUGAAUCCUUCAUCUACGAUCCUGCCUGGACCAAGUUAGAUCCGGGAGAGGCCACAUCUCGGAGAUUCUACAAGACAGGGGAUUUGGUGAGAUACAACUCCGACAAGGGUUCGCUCAACUACGUCGGUCGCAAAGAUACACAGGUGAAGGUUCACGGUCAGCGAAUCGAGUUGGGCGAAAUCGAGAAUCAGUUGAGCACCGACUCUCACGUUACGCACUGUUCCGUCUUCUUCCCCAAGACCGGAUUUUCCAAGGGCCGUUUGGCCGCUGUCAUUUCUUCCACUGGUCUUCUGGCUGAGCAGUCCGAGUCUGAGCUGGAGCCCCUCCGGUUACUUUCCACCUUAGAGAAAGCGAAGAUCGUCCCUGGAAUUCGCGAGCGUCUGUCGGCCCGAUUACCGACUUACAUGGUUCCCGCGGUUUGGCUGUGUGUUGAAGCCCUGCCCCUACUCCCGUCCGGGAAACUGGAUCGAAAGGGUAUUGCUGGUUGGGUUGGUGGUAUAGAACAUGACCCAGACAUUACAACUGCCAACACCGUAUCUGUCUCAAAAGAACAGAUGUCGCAGCCCGCAAACGAAAAGGAGGACGCUCUGGCUGCGGUUUACAGCCGUGUUCUGAAUAUUCCUCAGAGCCAUGUCAGCUUGAAUGAGAGCUUCCUUAGUCUGGGUGGUGACUCUAUCGCUGCCAUGACUUGUAUCGGACUGUGCAAAAAGCGUGGUCUUGGUCUUUCUGUGCAGGAGCUUCUGCGGAGCAAGUCUAUUCGGGAGCUUGCCACGCGUGCGAAGGCAAUCGAUCACGGCACUAGUUACCAGGAAGCAGUCGAUGAGCCGUUCGAGCUUUCGCCCAUUCAGAUUCUUCACUUCGGUGUGCGGAAGGAGGGUCAAGGCCACUUCAACCAGGGUAUUCUUACUCGCUUGAGCAAGCCUCUUGACGAGCAGACACUUCGCAAGGCAAUUGAAACCCUUGUCUCGCGGCACUCGAUGCUCCGUGCUCGCUUCGAUGACACUGGGGUUGCGACAGCGUCCGCUCAGCGCGUCUCUCACGAUGUGAAGGGCUCAUACCGAUGGAGGAGUCACAGCGUGUCCAAUAUGAGGAAUAUCAAGCCUCACGUGGCGAAUAGCCAGUCCUCCAUCAACUGCUUUACUGGGCCCCUGUUGGCUGUGGACUACUUCCGCGUCAAGGGGAAAGAGCAGGCUCAUGUUUUGUCCAUGACGGCCCAUCACCUUGUCGUCGAUAUUGUCUCUUGGAGAAUUAUCCUUGAAGACCUGGAGGAUGUGCUUUUGAAUCCUCAGAAAUCAGUUAGCGAGGAUAGCUCCCUUCCUUUCCAGACUUGGUGCCGUCUACAAGCUGAGCAUAGCAAGUCUUUGAUCGAAGAGGGCAAAGCUUCAACUGACACAUUGCCUGCCACGGACUACAGCUACUGGGGCCUGAAGAGUACUUCGACCACCUAUGGUGAUGUUGACUGUGCCUCUUUUGAGAUUGAUACUGCGCAUAGCAAUGCAAUCCUGCUGGAAUGCCACAAGGCCUUGAAUACAGAGCCAAUCGAUUUGUUCCUCGCAGCAAUGCUUCACUCGUUCGGUUGCUCGUUCACCGACCGCCCACUACCUGUGGUCUAUAACGAAGGCCACGGACGGGAAGUAUGGGACCCUUCCAUCGACAUCUCACACACAGUCGGCUGGUUCACCAUCCUGCACCCGAUCUUCGUUUCCGCCUUCAAGGCCGAGAGCCCAAUAGCCACUAUGGUGCAAGUCAAGGACUUGCGUCGCCGCGUUUCUGACAACGGCCGUGCUGAUUUCGCCAGCCGUGUCCUUCCUGGGUCGGACAAGCAAAGCGGCACUCACCCACACCCAUUCGAGAUCUCCUUCAACUAUGUCGGCCAGCACCGUGAUCUGCAGAGACAAGAUGGUCUCUUUCAACUGGUCGAUCAAAUGGCCGGAGAAGCAGGCCAGGGUGGUGGCGACGCCGACUUUGGUCAAGACACUCCUCGGUUUGGUCUGUUUGAGAUCUCGGCAAUGGUUGUGCAUGGAAAGAUUCGGUUCACAUUCUCUUUCAACAAGUUUAUGCAGCACCAAGAUCGCAUCCAUACUUGGGUUUCAAACUGCCAGAAGCAGCUUAUUUCCAUGUCUGACCAGCUCAUGACCAUGUCGCCUCGCUUGACGCUGAGCUCCUUCCCCAUGUUGUCUUUAACCUACGAUAGCCUUGAGAAGCUACUCAGUCAAAAGCUGCCGGCUAUUGGGAUUAACUCGCCGGAUAUGAUCGAGGAUAUUUAUCCUUGCUCACGCAUGCAGCAGGGUAUUUUGCUUGGUCGUACUCGGGACAGCUCUUACUAUGCUGUUCACGAUACAUUUGAGGUUUGCGCAACUGGAUCGACCGAGCCAAACCUGGACCGACUCGUGAAUGCGUGGAAACAGGUGGUUUCGCACCACGCUAUGUUCCGAACCAUUUUUGCGGAGAACCUGACUCCCCGGGAUCCCUUCUGCCAGGUUGUGCUAAAGGAAUAUGAUGCCACGCCCGUGCUUCUCCAAUCCGCCAGUGAGAGUUAUGUUCUGGCUACAUUCGACGCGCAGGAACCCAAGGACUACAGUGAGAUGCGCCCUGCCUACCGCUUCAGCAUCUGUCAGACAUUGAACGGAAGACUGUUCUGCCGAAUCGAGCUGAGCCACGCUGCGAUGGAUGGUAACUCGAUUUCCAUUAUCCUUCGCGAUCUGCAACUAGCCUAUGUCGGGAGGUUAGAAGAAAGCCCCCGGUCUUUGUUCAAGGACUACAUCCAGUACCUCAAAGAUGCCCCGCAAGAGGCUAGCAUUAACUACUGGCGAUCCUAUCUUUCGGACGCUAAGCCAUGCCUCUUCCCCGUCCUCACCGAUGGCGAAAAGUCUCAGCAGAAGACCUUGCGCUCCAUUCCCGUCAAGUUCACCCAUCUGGCCCAGCUUCAAAGUGUUGUCGAAAAGAAGGGCAUCACUUUGUCAAAUGUCUUCAACGCCGCCUGGGGCCUCACUUUGCGCCUCUACUGUGGCUCGGAAGAUGUUAGCUUCAGCUACAUGGCGUCCCUGCGCGACGUUGCCGCCGACGGCGUGCAGCGGGUUGUUGGUCCAGUCAUCAACUUGAUGGUCUGCCGCAUGAAGAUCUCAGGCGAUUCUUUACUCAGCGAUGUUUUGACCCAGAUCCAGAAUGAUUACAUGGAGAGCCUUCCCUACCGCCACACCUCGCUCAUUGACAUCCAACAUGCUUUGAGGCUGUCUGACGCCAAUUUGUUCAACUCAGGUGUCUCUUACCGCCGUCUUCCAAGCGCCAAGGACGCGGUGAGCAGUGACAUUGAGUGUGUGGAGGUUGGCUCCAUUCAUGAUCCCGCUGAAUUCCCUGUCUACAUCAAUAUUGAGGCCCAAGACACGAAGGCCAAUAUUGAUUUGAACUAUUGGACCACCAACUUGUCGGAUGCUCAAGCUGCCAAUGUUGCCAAUACCUAUGUUCAGUGCCUGGAGAACAUUCUAACCCAUGCCGACACCGAGAUCCGCCAGAUCGAUACUCUCAGUGAGCAGAAUAAGACUGAUAUUCUCUCUUGGAACGACACCAUCCCUCACGGUGUCCAGAAGUGUGCCCAUCAGGUCGUUCAGGAUAUGGUCAAGAAGUCUCCCGAUGCCUUGGCUGUAACUGCUUGGGAUGGAAACCUAACAUAUUCCAAGCUGGAUCUGUACUCCACGCGCCUCGCCAGCUACCUCGUCACAUUUGGUGUUGGUCCUGGUACCAUGAUCCCGACCUGCUUCGAGAAGUCCGUGUGGAAUACAGUUUCCAUGUUGGCCAUCAUGAAGGCUGGUGGUGGCUGCAUUCCCGUCGACAGCCCCCAGACAAUGAGUCUCAUCGAGAAGUGGGUGGUCGACAAUGCCGUUCAAGUUGCGCUGGCGUCCCCCGAAAAGGCACAGGUUCUUGAGGAGACAAUCCCCUAUGUUAUCCCUAUCAGCGAGUCUCUCCUGGAGUAUCUCAAUGAUGAGAGUCUCAUCUCUACUGCCUCUCCGUCCGAUCCAGCCUAUGUUGCGUUCACUGCUGGAACCUCGGGACAUGCUCGUGGUGUUGUUUUGGAGCAUACCGCGAUCGUGACUCGUGCCGAGGCUUUCGCGAAUUCCAUGAAGCUCUCCGAUACCUCGAGAACUUUGCAGACUGCUGCCAAUACUUCCGAUCUGAUUCUCCUGGAGACUUUCGGCACUUUCAUGCGCGGUGGUUGUGUCUGCAUUCCGGCCGAUGUCGAACCUGUCAAUCUGUUUGCGUCUAUCAGUGUUCUCCAUGCUAAUGUUGCUUGCAUUACUCCGAUUGCAGCUACAUUCAUGUCCCCGAAGGAUGUUCCAGGGCUGCACACUGUUGCGCUUCACGGAGAGGCUUCCCCGCAGGGUGUUAUGAGAACCUGGGAGUCCGAUAACCUCAAGCUUCACGUUAUUUAUGGUACUGCUGAAUCCUCUUCUGCUGCUUUGCAUUUCGCGGUCACCCAGGAGAGCCAAGAAGCUAUCAUCGGAUCGGGUGCCUCAUGUGUCUCAUGGCUGGUUGAUCCCACGAAUGCCAACUCUCUUGUACCCGUUGGUGCGGUUGGUGAGUUGGUCCUUGAAGGCCCCCUUCUUGCUGGUGGUUAUCUCGACGACGAGGAGAGUGGCCAGAACUUCCUGAAUAACCCCACUUGGUCCUUGGAACUCACCGACAAUAUGGACGCGACUGGGCCCCGACGAUUCUUCAAGACGGGUGACCUUGCCCGCUACAACUCCGAUGGAUCCCUCGUCUGGCUCGGUCAGAAGAACUCCCACGAAGCUUUCGUUCCAUGCGCCGACCGCCUGCUUAUCCAGAACUCUAUUGAUUCCUACUUUGGAUCGAAGCGCAAGUCUGUUGUGGAUAUUAUUUCCCUCAACGGGAACUCGCCAUCCAUCGUCACAUUCAUCGGCGCUGGGGAUGGAAUAACAUCAACUUUUGUCGACCGAGUCAUUCAGACCUCCGCUAAGGACAUGAAGUCCACAAUUGCUGCGCUGCACACGCACCUCAGCACCAAGCUUCUUGCUAGCAAGGUCCCGAGUACAUACAUCCCCAUCUCCGCAGUCCCUCUAACCCCUCCUGGAAAGAUUGACUACCAGGGCCUCAAAUCUGAAAUCGCCAGCCUGUCCAGCAGUAUCGUCCAAUCUUUCAACAUCAAGCACUGGACUGCAGACAAUUCUGGAACUCGCAGUUCCCGUGGAUCCUCUUUGACCGGUACCACCCUGGAAUUCUGGAAGAACUAUCUCGAGGAUAUUGAACCUUGCAGUUUCCCCUCUAUCUCCCUCCAUGCCAAUGGCAAGGGACGUUCGACCCGCACACUCAACAAGCAGACUGAUAAGCUUCAUGCAUUCAGCAAGAUGUCCGGUGUUUCUGUCGAAACCCUUUUCCAAGUUGCAUGGGGUCUCGUGCUGCGAUGCUACACCAGCAACAAUGACGUCUGCUUUGGAUUCUCCAUGGGAGAAGACGACAUUUCAGAUCUUUCCAUUUUCCGUAUCUUGCUGAACAAUGACCGUCCGCUUGAUGAAGCUCUUCAGAAAUCCAAGUCUCAAUUUGACAAGAGCAGAGAAAACUUCGCUGAGCUUGCCGUUGUCAAGUGUCAACUGGGCCUCCAGGAUACCGAGGUUUUCAACACACUUUUGACUUAUCGCACCGCCUCUCAUCUUCCUCAAGGAGAUGUGCGCGAUCCCACCUCAACCCAUGUUUACAAGGUUGCCGUUGAGGCAGCAGUGUCCAGUUCUGUUGCUGAAAUCCACUUCAGCUACUCCUCGGAUACUCUCUCUUCCACCCAAAUCACACAUGUCAUUGAUGCAUUCGAUCACAUAUUGAAUGACAUUAUGUCUUCCAGUCCUCGUCACCGUACAAUUGGGGACCUUGAUAUCUUCCCUCAACGCUCCUGCCGCCAAAUUCGUGACUGGAACGCCGGCCUUCCUCCUCGAGUUGAGAAGUGUGCGGAUGAACUCAUCCAGCAGCAAGCGCUGCUUCAUCCUCGCGCCGAAGCUAUCUGCUCUUGGGACAAGAACUUCACCUAUGGCCAGCUUGAGAUAGUCUCCAGCCGCCUUGCCAGAUUCCUGACCAGCAUGGGUGUGAAGCCCGAGGUCUUCGUUGUCCUCUCCUUCGAGAAGUCCUCUUGGGCCGUGGUUUCCCAACUGGCAGUUCUCAAGGCUGGCGGAGCCUUUGUCUCCAUUGAUCCUUCCCACCCCGACUCGCGACUCCAGAUGCUAAUAAAUGAGAUUGGUGCUGACUUGGUUCUCUGCUCAUCUUCCCUUCAACCGAAGAUGUCUAAUCUCUGCAAGAAGGCAUUUGCUGUCUGCCAAAGCUCCAUCUCUCAGCUUCCUGACUCUCCUCUGGCCAUGCCUGGUACCCGCCCCACUGCUGCAAAUGCUGCAUAUGCUAUCUUCACAUCCGGUACCACUGGCAAGCCAAAGGCCACUGUUGUUGAACACACUGCUCUCAGCACAACCGCGAUGGCAAUGAAUAAUGCUCUGCAUAUGAACGCUGGAACUCGUGCCCUUCAAUUCUCGAACUACACUUUCGAUGUCAGUGUUCUGGAGAUUAUGAUGACUCUGAUGACUGGUGGUUGUGUGUGUAUUCCCAGCGAAGAGGAGCGUAUGAACAACUUGGGCGGUGCUAUUCGUCGCAUGGAGGCAAACUACAUGUCUUCACCUCCCGCUAUCGUCAACACUCUCGAGCCUAAGUCUGUCCCAACCCUGAAAACUAUCAUCACUGGCGGUGAGAAGAUGCCCGCAAGCCACAUUGACCGCUGGCAUGAUCGUUUCGUUAUCAAUGCCUAUGGUCCUUCCGAAGCGACCGUUGUCGCUACUGUUGGUGUCAAGGUUGACUGGGACGGUAACCGCGUGAACGAUGACCCAACCUGCAUCGGUACAUCGCCAAACUGCAGAGUCUGGAUCGUCGACCCAAAUAACUACAACCGUCUUCUCCCUGUCGGUGCUGUUGGCGAGUUGCUUCUCGAGGGUAGCAACAUUGCUCGUGGAUAUCUUGCCAAUCCCGAGAAGACUAAGGCUGCCUUUGUUGAUGAUCCUGUAUGGAGCCACCACACCGGACUCCACGGCCUCUUCAAGCGCAAGGACCGCAUGUACCGCACUGGUGAUCUAGUCCGGUACAAUAGCGACGGCACUCUUGCUUUUAUCUCCCGCAAGGAUACCCAGAUCAAGUUCAACGGUCAGCGCAUUGAGCUUGAGGAAAUUGAGCACCAGUGCGUUCGCGCUCUUCCCGACGGCUCUCAGGUUGCUGUUGAUGUUGUUGUUCCUCAAGAGCGAACGGUCGCUAAGGGGCUGGCGGCAUUCUUUACAGUCUACGACCAGGACUCGUUCCAAGGUGGCAGCACGGAUGACUUUGCUCCCACCGUUCCUGGUGCUGACCCUCUCCUGCUUCCUAUCUCUGUGUCAAACAUGGAUGCGAUCCAAAAGCUGAAGAGCUCGCUGCCUGAUUUACUCCCACAGAGCAUGAUGCCGCGCCUCUUCUUCCCGCUGCGCAAUUUGCCAUUUACUUCUUCGGCCAAGAUCGAUCGUCGACGCCUUCGCUCAAUGGUCGAGACUUUGUCCAAGGAAACUUUGAAGUCUUACAUUACCUUCAACGCUGUCAACAAGAAGGAAGAGGCUUCUUCGGGUGGCGUCGAUGCCAAGCUCCGUACUCUGUGGGAGAAGACGCUUGAUUUGGAAGACGGUUCAGUGACGAAUGACGACAGCUUCUUUGCUCUUGGUGGUGACUCCUUCUCUGCGAUGAACCUUGUUGGAGCUGCUCAAGCUCAGGGCAUUGCACUUAAUGUCGCAAUCAUUUUCAAGACCCCCGUGUUGGCUGAUAUGGCCAAGACCUGCUCGGAAUCCACGGAGGCGCCCGCUCCCAAGCGGGUCUCCCUCAAGCCUUUCUCAAUUCUCCCCAAUGGUGUAGACUUUGAGGGUUUGUUGGAUGAAGUUACUGACAAUUGUGGUGUGUCCAACGACAUGGUCUCCGAUGUUUACCCGUGCAGCGCCGUGCAAGAGGGUCUCUUGACUAUGUCUGUCAAGCAUCACGGAGCUUACGUUGCUCAGCCCGUUUUUCGCCUCGCUGACGGCACCGAUGUUGACCAAUUCAAGGCGGCGUGGCAACAGACUGUGUCGGAUCUCGACAUCCUCCGUACUCGCAUUGUGCACACCGAAGCCAUGAACUUCGCCCAGGUCGUCCUCAAGGAGUCUCCCAUCCACUGGGUGCAUGCCGAGUCCUUCGAGAAGUUGCCCGGUGACUCAAUCGAGCUGCCCAAGCAUAACGGUGCUCCAUUAACAGGCUACGCAAUUGUCCAACCUCAUGGAUCGCGCACUAGUUACUUCGUAUGGUCCGUCCACCAUGCCCUUUAUGAUGGAUGGAGUAUUCCUCUGGUUUACCGAAAGCUCGAGGAAAACUACAGUGCUGCGCAGAACAAGCAGCCUGCCACCCCCUAUGGCCUCUUCAUCGAAUAUCUCAACAAGAAGGACAUGAACGAGUCCGAUAGCUUCUGGAAGAACUACUUCGCGAGCUUCUCCAACAUUCCCUUCCCACAGAACAAGAAUGCCGUUGCUGAUGCCAUGCGUGCUGGAAACACUCAAUACCAUAGCAUGGGUAUUUCACGCCCUGCUGAUAGCGUCGAAUUUACUUUGCCUGUUCUUCUCCGUGCUGCGUGGGCCAUCGUUGUCGCUACCCACACGGGAUCCGGCGAUGUUUGCUUCGGAGAGACCUUGUCUGGUCGCAAUAUCGAUCUGCCAGGAGUCGGUGAUAUCGCUGGUCCUGUCCUGUCUACUGUGCCAACCCGCAUCAUUGUCGAUAAUGAGACAUCUAUCAUUCAGUAUCUCGAUAAGAUCCACCAGUCGACCACUGACAUGAUUCCCCAUCUUCAUACUGGUCUGCAGCGCAUCCGCCAGCUGAACACCGACACGGCGGCUGGUUGCAACUUCCAGAAUCUUUUGGUCAUCCAGCCUACCGAGGGUGAGCUUAACAAUAAGAUCUGGAUUGACGAGAAACAAGCUACCAGCGAAGACUUCUUCACUCAUCCCCUUGUGCUCGAGUGUGGUAUCUCCAAGACCCACAUUCAUUUCACUGUUCACCACGAUGAGCUUGUCAUCAAUGGCUGGCAGUCGAAGCACCUUGCGGAGCAAUUCAGCCAUGUCCUCAAGCAGCUUAUGUCUGUUCCCAAGACAAGCACUGGCAAGAUUGUUGACCUGGAAGUUGUGAGUCCCGAGGAUAAGAUGGAGAUCGCCCGCUGGAACGGUCGUGAUCCGCUCGUUGUGGAACGCACUGUGCACGACUUUAUUCUGGAGAAGUCCAUCGAGACACCUAACGCUCCCGCCGUCUGCGCUUGGGAUGGAGAACUGAACUACAGAGAGUUUUGGGAACUUGCCUCCUCCUUCGCCAACUACCUAGUUUCCCGUGGUGUUGGCCCCGAAGUAUUUGUUCCAGUCUGCCUUGACAAGUCGGCUUGGGCGAUGGUCACCCUCAUCAGUAUUCUAAUUGCUGGCGGCGGCUACGUUCCUCUUGAUCCCCACCACCCUGUCUCUCGACAUGAAGAAAUUCUCGCGGAUGUUGGUGCCAACAUGAUUCUUUGCACGCCAAACUAUACCAACCGCUACACUCGUGUCGUCAAGACCGUCAUUCCCAUCAGCAAAGAUACCCUCAAGGCUUAUGGUUCCCUCAAUGUCUCCACUAAACACCGCAAUGAGGCGACUCCCGCCAAUAUGGCCUAUGCUUUGUUUACUUCUGGCAGCACUGGUCGAGCCAAGGGUAUCAUUGUUGAGCACCGCAACUGUGUCAGCAGUAUCAUGGCCUUUGCUCCAUGGGUUCAGAUGGGUGCUUCCUCUCGUGUUUUCCAAUUUGCAUCCUUGACCUUUGAUGCAGCUAUCAUGGAGACUCUUGCCAUCUUGAUGCUUGGUGGCUGUAUCUGUGUUCCCAGCGAAGAUGACCGCCUCAAUGAUGUUGCUGGUGCCAUCCGACGUCUGAAUGUAAACUGGACUUUCCUCACGCCCUCCAUCGCCAGCAUCAUUGAGCCCUCGUCGGUUCCAUCGCUGGAGAUCCUCGUCUGUGGUGGCGAGAAGAUGUCUCGAGACGUCAUCACCAAGUGGGCCAAUGCCGUGAAGCUCAUGAAUGGAUAUGGGCCCACUGAGACUUGUGUCUUCGCCGUUAUCGAUACUGCUGUGGCUGCUAGCCGUGACCCUGCCCGUAUUGGCUACGGUAUCCCAAGUACCCUCACCUGGAUUUUGGAUCCCGACAACCAUGAUCGUCUGGUUCCACUUGGCGCUGUUGGUGAACUUGCCCUUGAAGGAGUUGCCUUAGCCCGAGAGUACCUUAAGAACCCCGAGAAGAAUGCCGAGUGCUUCAUCACCAACCCCGCCUGGAUCAAGGAUUUCAAGAAGUCAUCUACCCUGCCUUCUCCACGUCGAAUUUACAAGACUGGUGAUCUUUGUUACUACAACCCCGAUGGCUCGAUCGAGUACAUCAGCCGCAAGGAUCACCAAGUCAAGCUGCACGGCCAGCGUAUGGAACUUGGUGAAAUUGAGCACCGACUCUACGAGGACCCACUUGUCCGCCACGCAGUUGUCAUUCUGCCUAAGACAGGGCCCUUGAAGCAGCGUCUUGUUACUGUCAUGUCAUUGAACAAGAUUGCGCAAGACAACAAGUUGAUCUCAGACAAGGCUUGCGAGCUUGUUGAUGAAGAGGACCUGUCUAGUCAAGGCCUGGCUGGCCUCGUCGAGGUCCAGAAGAACCUUGAAACCCAGCUUCCCAUUUACAUGGUCCCCCAAACCUGGGCUCUCAUUAAGAAGCUUCCCAUGCUUGUCUCCGGAAAGCUUGAUCGGAAAAAGAUCACGGCAUGGAUCGAGAACAUCGACGACGCAUCCUACGAGCGCAUUAUGGAAGAUUACGACCGCAUGAAGCGCGGUGACAUCGAGAAGCCGCAGGAGAAAGAACAAGAUGGCUCCCUCAAGAUUAUCCGUGAGAUCUUCUCACAAGUCCUGAACAUCUCACAGCAGAAGGUCAACAUCGAACGUUCAUUCGUCAGCUUGGGCGGAGACAGUAUCACCGGCAUGGCAGUGAUCUCUAGGGCACGUAAACAGGGCCUGGUUCUCACUCUCAAUGAUAUCUUGCAGAGCCGUUCUGUCAAAGAAUUGGCACAGACUGCCACUGCCAAGGCACCCGUCACUGCUCAACGUGAGGAAAAAUCUGGAGAGGGCUUUGCUCUUUCCCCUGUGCAGAGACUCUACAUCCAGUCGUCGGCCUCUUUCAAAGGUGUUGCUCGCUUCAACCAGAGUAUUACUGUGCGGAUCUCCCGGAGAGUCGAGGGUGAAGUCCUUCGACGUGCGAUCAAGGCUGUUACCAGCCAGCACCCUAUGUUCAGGGCUCGAUUCAGCACUGUCAAUGGAAUUUGGCAGCAAAGGGCUGCUGCUGAGGUUGACGAGUCCUAUCGCUUCCGAGUCCACUCGGUCAGCGAUACCCGCGCAACAGUCCCCAAGGUUGCCGAAAGCCAGUCUUGCCUGGAUCCGGUGAAUGGACCUAUAUUCGCAGCUGAUCUCUUCAAUCUGCGCAGCGGUGGCCAGGUCUUGUUCCUGGUCGCUCACCACCUGUGUGUGGACAUGGUGUCUUGGCGUAUCAUUCUCCAGGACCUUGAGGAGCUCGUCGUAUCUGGCUCCCUGUCCGACGACAAGGCCCUCUCCUUCCAGAGCUGGUGUGCUAUGCAACAGGAGAGAGCCAAGACCCAUGACUCCGCCCUCACUCUCCCCUUCACUCCGGAGCGGGCCAAUCUGCAGUACUGGGGAAUGCAUGAAUCACCCAAUGUGUACGGCGAUAUCAAGAUGGAGUCGUUCUCUUUGAGUGAAGAUGCUACCAAGUUCGUUCUUGAUGGGUGCCAUGAUGUUUUCGGUACCGAUACCGUUGAUAUCUUGCUUGCGUCUGUCAUCCACUCUUUCCGCCAGGUUUUCAAUGACCGGAAGGUACCGACAAUCUACAAUGAAGGACAUGGUCGCGAGCCUUGGGAUGCUAGUAUUGACCUCUCGAGGACCGUUGGCUGGUUCACCACCAUGGCUCCUCUGCUUGUUGAGGGCGAAGACGUUGGAAUCAUGGACACUAUCAAGCGUGUCAAGGAUACUCGUCGCAAGAUCGCCGACAAUGGACGGCCUUACUUCGCCAAGAGCAUGCUUCAGACCGACCACCAAGAUUUCCAGGUUCCUUUGGAAAUUCUGUUCAACUAUCUCGGUCGACUUCAGCAACUGGAGCGGGCUGACUCGCUCUUCCGCCAUCAAGGCAAUGUAUUCGACAGCUCAGACUUCGCUGUCGCUGGCGACAUGGGUCCUCAGACUAUUCGCUUCGCCCUGUUCGAGGUUUCCGCCAUCGUGGUCAAGGAGCGCCUGAACGUUGCAUUCACGUACAACCGCAAGAUGCAGCGUGAGGGCCAGAUCCGCCGCUGGAUCCUUCAGUGCAAGGGUGUAUUGGAGCGGGAUAUGUCGGUGCUGAGGAAGGCCAGUCCGGAGCCUACCCUCAGCGACUAUCCUCUGCUGCCCCUCAACUAUCACGGCCUCCAAAUUCUCACCAACAGCACAUUCCGUAAACUUGGAAUUCACAGCAAGACCGAGGUCGAAGAUAUUUACCCUUGCUCCCCUAUGCAAGAGGGUCUUCUGCUCAGCCAGCUGCGUGACCCCAGCGCCUACAUGUUCCACACUAUCUUCGAGAUAAAGGAUGCCCGCAGCGGCAAGGUUGACCCCGAGAAGCUCUCCCGAUCAUGGCAGAUGCUUGUUGAUCGCCACCAAGUCCUCCGAACUGUUUUUAUUGACAGCAACUACAGCGGAGGUUCUUUCGAUCAACUCAUCCUCGCCAAGCUUACGGACAAAGUCCUUCGGGUUGAAUGCUCUGACUCCCAGGUUGAAGAGAAGCUGGCUGCAAUUUCUCUCCGAGACCUCAACGCCAUGCGUCCCGCCAAGCUCUCUCACCAGCUCACUGUCUGCCGGACAACAAGCGGCCGUGUUCUGGUGAAGCUUGAAAUCAAUCAUGCUAUCAUCGAUGGCGGUGGUGUUGAUGUCCUCUUGCGCGACCUGACAAUGGCCUACGAUCGCCGUCUAUCUGAGGGCGAUGGCCCCAAGUUCAGUCAAUAUAUCAAGUAUAUCCGAGCUCAAAGCCAGGGCGAGGCUUUGGAGCAUUGGAAGGAGUACCUCGGUGGUGUUAGCCCUUGUCACCUCGCCCCCACUUCUGGGUCCCAAGCCAAGCGUGAGUUGAAGGGCAUCCUGAUGAACUUCCAGCGCUACCCCGAGCUGCUCGGCUUCUGUGAGCGGGCCUCGGUCACUUUAGCCAACCUCACUCUGUCUGCUUGGGCUAUUGUUCUCAGACAAUUCACUGGAUCCGAUGAUGUGUGCUUUGGUUACCUGUCUGCUGGUCGCGAUGCGCCUGUCAACGGUAUCCAGGACAUGGUCGGCAUCUUCAUCAACAUGCUUUGCUGUCGUGUUCAGUUCUCUGGACAGCAGACUCUAGCCGAUGUCUCCAAGCGUGUCAACAAUGACUACAUCCGCAGCAUUCCCCACCAGAGCUGCUCUUUGGCAAGCAUCCAGCACGACCUGUGCAUGCAGGGCCAGCCUCUAUUUAACACGACCCUGUCCAUUCAGAAUCACACUGUUGCUGGUGGUACCAAGGACAAGGGUUUAUCCUUCGAUCUGCAACAUGCUCAUGAUCCUAGCGAGUACGCUGUCACUGUCAAUGUUGACAUUUCUCGCGGAAAUGAAGGAAUCAUGCUGCGAUACUGGAAUGAUGUGGUUUCCGAUGAGCACGCACAAUGCCUGGUGGACACCAUCGCGAAGGUGUUCACCGGCUUCAUCGAGUCUCCCACUGCCACACUUUCCGCAUCCAAGUUCGGUGAAAAGAUUGAGGAGCAAGGAUCUGAUUGGGAUAACCCACAGGCCACGUUCAACGAAAAAAUGAAGCCUGCGUCGGAGGGUUUGGAUGGCCCUGCUAUUCAGAAGAUGAUUGACAACCGCGUGAACGAGAUUAUUGGACAGAUGUUGAGGGAUGGGAAGUUGAUGGUACCGCAGGUGUCUCGCCUGCAGACUGGUUUGUCCGACUAUGGUCAUACUGAUGAUGGGGUGGAUUCACCUUACCCAUCGGACGUGAUUCAAGGAGCGGAUGAUUCGGGUGUUUGUUCGGCGACUUCCCGCUCCAGCGAGGAGGGGAUGUCGGCUGAUGUGGAGAGGAAACUUUGGAGUCUUUGGAGUACUGCUCUCGGUCUUUCACCCAAUGUGGUGAGACACCAGGACAGCUUCUUCAAGCUGGGCGGUGACAGUAUCACCGCAAUGAAGAUGGUUAGUGCGGCCCGCGAGGAGGGCCUGGUUCUUACCGUUGCAGAUGUCUUCAACAACCCUGUGUUUGAAGACAUGCUUGCAACUGUGCGCGCUGCCAAUGUGACGCAGCAGAUGCUCAACGUUGAUCUGCAGCCUGCGCACAAGGAGGUUGAUUCCUUCACUGGCAGAAAGCUUACAACCCUUGCCCCGACGCCAUCCUCUGAGAGCAUCUCUGUCCUCAGACCCAGCCCGGCUGUCGACGAUGCUUCGGUUCAAAAUGGUAUCUGCCCCAAGAUCGGUGUUUUCAAGGGUGGCAUCGCCGAUGUCCUUCCUGUCACUGACUUCCAAGCCAUGUCCUUGACUGCGACUCUGUUCAAGUCCCGAUGGAUGUUGAACUAUUUCUUCUUGGAAGGCAAUGGGCCUGUCGAUCUUCGACGUCUCCGAGAGAGCUGUUUGAAGGUCGUUGAUGCCUUUGAUAUUUUGAGGACUGUCUUUGUCUGCUUCCACGACCAAUUCUUCCAGGUCGUCCUGCGCAAAAUUCGUCCCAGCAUCUUCGUCUACGAGACUGAUCGUGCUCUGGAUGAGUUUACCAUGACACUGCAGCAGCGUGACCGCGAGUAUGGGCCUCGCGAGGGUGAACAAUAUGUUCAGUUCUAUGUUGUCAAGAAGAAGGGUAGCGACCAGCACCGGAUCAUGAUCCGCCUGUCUCACACUCAGUACGACGGAGUGUGUUUGUCCAAAAUCAUGACCGCUCUCAAGCUUGGUUACGAGGGCAGCCCUCUGCCUCCGGUGACCCCUUAUGCUAGCUACCUUCGCCAGCUUCCGGGAACAAUUACUCCAGAUCACUACAACCACUGGUCGAAGCUCCUUAAGGGCUCGCGCAUGACACAGGUCGUUCGUCGCAAGGGUACUACCAUGUUCCAGAACGUCGGUGCCUUCACCGAAAUUCGCAAGACAAUUGAGGUCCCUCCCACGGCCCUGGGCAACGUUACCGUCGCAACGGUGAUGCAGGCUGCUUGGGCUCUCACUCUCGCCAAGCUGUCUGCCCAGUCGGAUGUUGUCUUCGGUCUGACGAUCAGCGGCCGCAAUGCGACAGUUCCUGGCAUUGAGACCACUGUCGGCCCCUGUGUCAAUGUGGUUCCCGUCCGUGUCAAGUUCGACGAGAAGUGGACAGGCCUGGAUCUCUUCCGGUUCCUCCAGGACCAGCAAGUCUCCAACAUGCCCUUCGAGUCUCUCGGCUUCCGUGAAAUCAUCAAGAAGUGCACAGACUGGCCGGCCUGGACCUACUUCACCACGUCGGUUUUCCACCAGAACGUCGACUACGAAGGAUCCCUGGAGCUCGACAGCACCACGUACCGCAUGGGUGGCGCCGGCGUCAACGAUAAUCUCGCAGACCUGACUAUGGUCUCACGCCCCACCGACGAGCGCAACCUCAGCGUGACUCUCGGUUACUCUGAGAAGGGACCUGUUCACCCAGCCUUUGCGGCCAAGGUUCUCGACAUGGUCUGUGAGAUGACGCAGUCCCUCGUCGCAAACCCAUCCACUGCUCUGCCGUCCCCAACCAUGCUGUGCUCUCUGCCAUCCCAGACCAUCGACGACCUACCCCGUUCUUCAGACGAGCAUUUCCUCAGCGCCCACCUCAAGUCGCGCUCUAUUGCCGAGCUCCUUGUCCACUCGGAUAUUCUUUCCCGCUCAUGGCACCAGGUCCUACCUACCCGCGCAUCUACCAACACUGGUGGCCUUGAUGCCGGAGACAAGCCCUCUCAUCCCCAAGCAGCUUUCCAGCUGGACUCGUCCUUCUUCGACCUUGGUGGUGACAUCUUCAACAUGGCCCAGCUCACCUGGCUCCUCGAACAAGAAGGCCUCAAGGUCCGCCUCGAAGACCUUCUGGAGCACCCCUCAUUCCUGGGUCAGAUGGCCGUCCUUGCCCUGCACAACUCCAAGCACCCGGACGAAUACCCAGCCGAGUACACCACUGGCGCCGUAUCAUCUGAUGUGGCUGAUAGCAGCCCGGUCGAGAAGAAAAAGACAUGGGAGAAGGCGAUGACUCUCGCAAGGAAGUUGACUCGCCGCAACAACAUGGUAUCCAGCCGAGCCUGA